This is a messenger RNA of Octodon degus (degu), 754 nucleotides long. It is a transcript of the gene Bri3, whose product is annotated as brain protein I3. The transcript has 3 exons. The record is from RefSeq and is a predicted model, not a curated record. NCBI's taxonomy places the organism in Eukaryota, Metazoa, Chordata, Mammalia, Rodentia, Octodontidae. Bases 103 to 480 code for a protein of 125 amino acids.
CGAGCCGCCCGGGGCUGCAGCCGUCCCCGCCGCCGUGUCCCCGCGGGCCAGCGAGCCGGGCUGGGCCGGGCCGAAGCGGGCGGUCGGGCGGGCCGGACCGCCAUGGACCACAAGCCGCUGCUGCAGGAGCGGCCGCCCGCCUACAACCUGGAGGCCGGCCAGGGCGACUACGCGUGCGGCGCGCCCGGCUACGGCGCCAUCCCGAGCGCGCCCCCGCCGCCGCCCUACCCUUACCUCGUCACAGGGAUUCCCACCCCGCACCCCAGGGUGUACAGUAUCCACGGCCGGACUGUCACUCGGUACCCCGCCAACUCCAUCGUCGUCGUCGGAGGCUGCCCGGUGUGCAGAGUUGGCGUCCUGGAAGACUGCUUCACCUUCCUGGGCAUCUUCUUGGCCAUCAUCUUGUUUCCCUUUGGGUUCAUCUGCUGCUUUGCCUUAAGGAAGCGGAGAUGUCCCAACUGCGGUGCAACCUUCACCUAAGAGAACACACCUGGCUUCCUGAGGGCCAGCUAUCUUUUCUAAUGUAAAUGUUGUAUACAGUAGUUUUAUUUGACUAAGCUUCAGGACUGUUUUGUAAAGUGAGGUGGGAUCGCUUUGGCAUGUGCCAGCUAGGUCAUGCGGAGGGUCGGAGGCAGCAGCAGUGCUCUCCAGGUUAACGACAGCUCAAGAAAACAUUGCUUUUAUUUUUUUGCAGUCUUCAAUUUGAGAAAGGUGAGAAAUACUGUUUUAAAUAAAUGAUUCAUACCACUGUUCA